Gigantopelta aegis is the source of this 3963-nucleotide messenger RNA. Its product is annotated as telomere zinc finger-associated protein-like. Gene Ontology annotation, molecular function: RNA polymerase II cis-regulatory region sequence-specific DNA binding; protein binding; DNA-binding transcription factor activity, RNA polymerase II-specific. NCBI's taxonomy places the organism in Eukaryota, Metazoa, Mollusca, Gastropoda, Neomphalida, Peltospiridae. Gene Ontology annotation, biological process: regulation of DNA-templated transcription. The transcript is spliced from 8 exons. The coding region runs from base 154 to 2646 and encodes 830 amino acids. The record is from RefSeq and is a predicted model, not a curated record.
UUGGAAUAUUGGGAAUUCUUGUGUGAGUAAUAAAGUUAACAUUUUUUUGAUCUAAGGGAGAUAACUACCAGUACCUGAUUGAGGAAGUGACGUCGUACAGUCUAACUAGGGAGGAAAGGAAGAGACCCUUAUUUUAACAAAUCACAUAUAGUGAUGGAGGAAGAAGAAUCGCCAACAGUACUAAAGGCUCCGGGGUUGGAGGAACAAGAAUCACCAACAGUACUAAAGGCUCCGGGUUUCUGUGACAAAGCUUUCUCCAUUUUGUUCACCUUGCAGAAAUCCCAGCAACAGUGUGACCUUGUUCUUCAGGUCACAGAUGGAGAGGUCAAAGUUCACAGCCUCGUUGUGGUCUCCAGCAGCAGCUACUUCAGGCAGUGGUUUCUUGACCAAACCAACAAGACAGGAUUGACAUUUAUAAUGCCAGACGUUUCCAUGGAGGAACUCCAAGACUUUGUGGAAUUCUUUUACACCGGAAGUCUGAGGCUGACGUCUGGAAUCAUUCACAGGCAAAUGGCUCUGUAUGAAAAGUUCAAAGUUGAUGAAGCUGUGAAGCUUUGCAAGCUGUUUAUUGAAGGUGUUAGAUCUAACUUUGUGUCACAAGACGUUUCACUCAGCUUGUCUGAAGGUCUGGACAAUUCAAAACCACAUGACGGGGAUACUCAGUUAAACCAGUCGGGUUACGAUUGUGAAAUGAAGACUUCCGAAGAGUUGUCCAAAAGUCAGGCAGAUUCAGUUUGUGCUGUUAAGGAAGAAGAUGAUGCUGGGAUUGACAUUGAAUCUGCAGCAUCUUUUAAGACAGAAGGAACCUUCUGCAGCAAGUGCAAGAAGAAGAUGUCCAGCAGACGCAGAAAGAGUACAAAGCCAAGAAAAGCUUUUACUGUGUUGAAGAUGGAAGCUGAAAACAAUGGUAGGAAGAAAGCAAAGAUUAAGGUAGAAAGUGAUUCAGUGUUUUCUGACAGUACCACUGGUGUUGUUCCUGACCAGAAAGCUGACUGUGAUGAUCAAGAUGAGCCUGAUGACUCGCAGACUGUGGAACAGAGUGACAGCCUUGAAUAUCUCGAUCAUUCCACCAGUGUGACAGAAUCCAACACCAGUGACACUGUGUCGCCCAGACCAACGACACGGUCACUGCGUAAGCGCUCACUCUUGGUGCGGCCAAAAGACUAUUCGCAGCUUGAGGAAGAUCCUGGUAAAAAGGAAACCGUGUACUCGUCUGAAGUGAAGUCUUAUAUUAGAACAACCCGUGUCAGGGGCUCUAAAGGCUUUGGCAAAAAGAGGGUGAAUCGGCAUCUCUAUUCGUGCGAUAUCUGUCAGUACAAGUCGAAGAGCAUGCGGGAUAUUGAUGGACACAAGCACUCAAAGCAUGACAUCGCCUUUGAUAACACCAAGUACACUGUGUACAGGUGCCAGGUAGAGAGCUGUAACUUUGAGACCCUGGAGCCAGCACGACUCGACAAGCACAUGGCAUACCGCCACUCGGACGAGCGUCCGUAUGUCUGUGAGUUCUGCGCACGUGCCUUCAAGACCCUGCCCGAGCUCAAGUUACACCUCAACCUCCACCUCAACGACAAACUGCAGUGCAAAGAGUGCGGCAAAAAGUUUGUGUCACCCAGUGGCUUAAAGAAGCACGUUGAGGAGAAGCACCUGGGAAUAAAGAACGAGAACAUGUGUCACCUGUGUGCAUACCGGACAACCACCGGGCUGAACACACUCACCCAGCACAUGUACACCAAGCACAGCAUCCCGCUCCCCACCAACUUCAAAGUGUUCAAAUGUGAGAAAUGUGAUUUUGAAACGUUUCGAGCCCGUGUGUUUACCAGCCACCAAAACAUGCAUACUGGAACCCGUGACUGGCAAUGUGACAUCUGCCAAAAAAAGUACACAACAGAACACAAUCUGAAAUGUCACAAGCUGUGGCAUGAUGAGAAGAAGUUCAUCUGUACGUACGACGGUUGUAGUUACUCUGCCAUCCAGAAGAGCAGAUUACAGGAGCACAUCAAGAGAAUGCACACAGAAAAGGACGUGAAGCCAUACUCGUGUCACCUGUGUCCUCACAAGUCAAAGAUUGCUGGCAACCUCGACAAACACCUUCGCAGUGUGCACAAUCUGCACAUCCCAGACAAACGCAAGUACUCACACCUCUAUAACCUGGGACGCAACCUCAGUCACCUGGAGGAGACGCCUUAUGGGACAGACCAAGACAGAGAGCGAGACGGAACUCACCAGCAGGCUGACGAAGACCGCCCGUACGGCUCGGAGGCUGACAGCAUGCUGCAGGGUGAGUCGACCGUCGCUGAACCCGAAACACUGACACCGAGCUCCAUGGAUCUGAGUCGUAAACACCCGGUCACAGAACAUGUGGUGGGGGGUGGCCUCGACAAGGACAAGGACACAAUGUUUACGAACAUGGCCAACGCUAAUCCAGCCUUCCUGCUAGAGGCCUACCAGAGCGCGAUGGCCCGGGCCGGCCAUGUGACGGGGCCGCCGCACGGCAUGCCUGUCUUCCCCAUGCCACAGCCAUACCGGUCAGCUGAGGCUGUGCCCAGCAUGCCGUACGUGAUGCAGGAUCAGUCAUACGCGGGGCAGUCCACUGAUAGCUACACACUGCAGGACUCAAUCAACUACUCCAUGGACAGUUACCGCUAAUAUAAUGUUAAUGUAGGAUCAGUCGUACGCGGGGCAGUCCACUGAUAGCUACUCACUGCAGAACUCGAUCAACUACUCCAUGGACAGUUACCGCUAAUAUAAUGUUAAUGUAGGAUCAGUCUACGUGGGGCAGUCCACUGAUAGCUACACACUGCAGAACUCGAUCAACUACUCCAUGGACAGUUACCGCUAAUAUAAUGUUAAUGUAGGAUCAGUCUACGUGGGGCAGUCCACUGAUAGCUACUCACUGCAGAACUCGAUCAACUACUCCAUGGACAGUUACCGCUAAUAUAAUAUUAAUGUAGGAUCAGUCGUACGUGGGGCAGUCCACUGAUAGCUACACACUGCAGGACUCGAUCAACUACUCCAUGGACAGUUACCGCUAAUAUAAUGUUAAUGUAGGAUCAGUCGUACGCGGGGCAGUCCGCUGAUAGCUACACACUGCAGGACUGGAUCAACUACUCCAUGGAAAGUUACCACUAAUAUAAUGUUAAUGUAGGAUCAGUCGUACACCGGGCAGUCCACUGAUAGCUACACACUGCAGAACUCGAUCAACUACUCCAUGGACAGUUACCGCUAAUAUAAUAUUAAUGUAGGAUCAGUCAUACGUGGGGCAGUCCACUGAUAGCUACACACUGCAGGACUCGAUCAACUACUCCAUGGACAGUUACCACUAAUAUAAUGUUAAUGUAGGAUCAAUCUACGUGGGGCAGUCCACUGAUAGCUACACACUGCAGGACUGGAUCAACUACUCCAUGGACAGUUACCACUAAUAUAAUAUUAAUGUAGGAUCAGUCGUACACCGGGCAGUCCGCUGAUAGCUACACACUGCAGGACUCGAUCAACUACUCCAUGGACAGUUACCGCUAAUAUAAUGUUAAUGUAGGAUCAGUCGUACGCGGGGCAGUCCACUGAUAGCUACACACUGCAGGACUCGAUCAACUACUCCAUGGACAGUUACCACUAAUAUAAUGUUAAUGUAGGAUCAAUCUACGUGGGGCAGUCCACUGAUAGCUACACACUGCAGAACUCAAUCAACUACUCCAUGGACAGUUACCGCUAAUAUAAUGUUAAUGUAGGAUCAGUCUACGUGGGGCAGUCCACUGAUAGCUACUCACUGCAGAACUCAAUCAACUACUCCAUGGACAGUUACCGCUAAUAUAAUUUUAACUGUUUGCAUGGAUAGUUAGUACUAAUGUUAAAGGGACAUACUUGAGUUUGCUGCAAUUUUUAAGAUGUUAUCGACUAACAGAGACUUUUUAACGAUUGUAAUUACAUAUUAAAUGUAUUUUCCUGCAUAAAAUAUUAGUGGCUGUA